GAGAGAGAGAGAGAGAGAGAGAGAGAGAGAGAGAGAGAAAGUUGGAUCUUACAACUUGUUUAGCUGUCUCCAUUUUAACCUCAGACUAAGAACGGACAUCAGAAUGCCCUUAUGGUACUUUGAACAAAAGGCUCAGUGUUCAUGAUUUUACUUGGAGAACCGAAAAUAGCAUUGAGUAAGCACUGACAUACUGACGUGUUGUGCUACUAAAAGCCCAGCACAGUAAUCCACGGAGAUUCUGCUGAGAAGCCUGUAAAAGCAAAUCAGUUCUUCUACUUCUUUUCUCAAGUAACUGCUAAGAAGCUGCAGACUCAGUUUCUGGAGUCCUAAGAGUUAAACCUGACAAGACUCAUCAAAUCCAUUUGUUCAUGCAAUCUUCAGUAUGGGUUGUGUACUGGAGUUGGAGACCUAUUAGGAAUCAUGCCAAAAAGAAAACUGUUUCUUCCUCCCAGAGCUGCUAUCAAAUUCCAAUACCUCAAACCUGCAAAUGUACCUUCAGGCUUUCACCACCGUGCCUCUCUAUGUUUGGAUUUUGUUUGGCUUAAGCAUGUAAAGUCUUUUGCAUGCUAUAACAGACUUUGUGAGUUCAUAUGUGCAAAUGCCCUAUUCUGUCUUAAAAAGUUUCCUUAGAGUCAUCCACUGCAUCUUGUAGUAUACUUAAUCCACCUGACCCUAGCUUCCUCCUCAAUGACUCCUAAGCUUUGAAGGGAAAACUGUGAUAUAGACUUUAUAGUUAGGGCUGAGCACUCCAAGGUCUCUUUUAUCAUCUACAUAUUGACCACUUGUAAGUCUUUGUGUUUAUUAAUAUCACUACAAAAUAAAAGUGAAAAUAAACAUAUAAACCAACAAAUAUUGCUUUGCUGCUGAUUGCUAAAAGACUCACAAAUCUAUAGGUAUAGCACUGAGCCAUUAAUAAUGAUUUUAAUAUUACGUGCAACAUACUAGUAGUAGUAGUAGUAGUAGUAGUAGUAGUAGUAGUAGUAGUAGUAGUAGUAGUGAUAGUAGUCGUCUUAGGUUCUCCUCUAGGGACCAUAACAUAUCUAUUCACCCAAAUAAUGGUGUCCAACAUAGAUUUUAUUUUACAACAUUUUAUGUUUUUAUUUGUGUGUAUAUGCACAUAUGCAUGUCUGUGUACAUUGGGUGCACACAAUUAUGUGCAAAUGAACAUGACGAAUCCACAGUAGAAUGCUGGGUGUCUGGUUCCAAAGCUCUCUGUCUUCUUUCCUCUGAGAUUAGAUCUUUCACAUUACCUAGAGCUAUUCUGGCAUCUACAAACCUCUGGUGGUCCUCCUGUAUUCAUCCCACUUUGAUGAAGUCAAAGGUGUGCUUUAUUCAUGUGGAAUAUUGUGUGUGGUUUCUUAAAUUUUGAGCUUAUAUCCUCAUGGCUUUUCUUUUUUUCAGUUAAAUCUUUUUUUUUUUUUAUAAGACAUUUUCUUUAUUUAUGUUUCAAAUGUUAUCACAUUUCCCUUUUCUCCCCCUGACACCCCUAUCCCAUCCCCCAUCCCCCUGCUUCAAUGAGGGUGUUCUCUCACCCAACCACACCUGGCAUUCUUUUACACUGGUGCAUUAAGCCUUCACAGGACCAAGGGCCUUUCCUCCCUCUGAUGCUCAACAAGGCCAUCCUCUGUUUCAUAUGUGCCUGGAGCCAAGAGUCCCUCCAUGUGUACUCUUUGGUUGGAGGUUUAGUCCCUGGGAGCUCUGAGGGGUCUGGUUGGUUGAUACUGUUGUUCUUUCUAUGGGGUCUUAAAUUCCUUCAGCUCCUUCAUUCCUUUUUCUAACUCCUCCAUUGAAGACCCCAUGCUCAGUACAAUGAUUGUCUUCGAGCAUCUGCCUCUGUAUUGGUCAGGCUUUGGCAGAGCCUCUCAGGAGACAGCUAUAUCAGGCUCUUGUCAGCAUUUACUUCUUGGCAUUCAAAAUAAUGUCUGGGUUUGAUGACUGUAUAUGGGUUAGAUCCCCAGAUGGGGCAGUCCCUGGAAGGCCUUUCCUUCAGUUUAUGCUCCACACUUUAUCUCUGUUUAUUUUGUUUCCCCUUCUAAGAAGAACUCUUACUCACAGAACUCCCUCGGAAACCUUUGACCUUUAACUAAGAAAAAGAAAAAAAAAGUAGAGCAAUUUUGACCUAUAAAAAGUUAAAAUAUCUGUAACUACUGCCCUACAGUCAUACAACUUGUGGGCCCAAGAGGACCUUCCACUUUUUUUCACCCAAAGCCUUAUAGAAUUUAUUUCUUUGACACACUUAGAUUUCAAUAAGCUCAGCAGGUAGGGGUCACCCUCUCAAAGGCAGGAGAUGGGGAUGAUAUGAAGAACUCAGAAAGGGUGGCCAGGAACUGGGGCAACUUUUGGAAUGUAAAUAAAUAAAAUAAUUUAAUACAAACAGUCUUUAAACUAUGGAUGAAUUUUUCAUCCUAUUUUAGCUACUUAUAUGUUUAAAAGUAUCCUUGAUAUUUAAUAGCUUUAGAAAUUCCUGAUCAUCACAAAUUAUAAGUCCUAUCAAACAUAGGUCUUAUUGGCCAAGCUUUCUCAAUAGUGUCACUGGAAUGGAGCCAUUGUAUUAAUUGCCAUCUGUUUUUCUCCAUGAGAAGUUGAGCUCAGUGAACUCAAAAUUUCAUGAUCCACAAGCAUUUCAGAAUAUGUUAUAUUUUUAUAAGUUUUCACAGAUGGAAUAAUUAUCUUUAUGCAAUGAAAAGGAGGUCAUAGAAAUUAAAAUUCCUAAUUAGACUCAGUUUGAAGUUCUAUAAGUGCAUACAUGAUAUUUUUCAUCCCUAAAGUCAUAAUUAGUCUUUCUUUGUAAACAUAAUUGUUCUGAGUCACCCUGGGAUCAUUGUCAGUUUAUAUGUGUUUGUGCAAUAGCAUGCAUUGCUUCAAGCAUGAUCAUGUUUAUUUGUCAUUCUAUUUAACCAUGCUUAGCAUAAAGUAAUGACAUUCAACUAUCUUGCACUAUAUUUGGAACAGGCUUUUAUGAAGGUCAUGUGUGUGUGUGUGUGUGUGUGUGUGUGUGUGUGUGUGUGUAUUGCAGAAAAUAAUGAUUCAAAAUUCAAAAUUCAGAAAAUGAGAAUCACUAGAUCUUAACUAUUUAACUGUCAGUAGCUGUGUUUAGGUAGCUGGUUAAAUACAUCAAUAUACAAAUUCAUACCUACUCACACUUUUGUAAAAUGUGUCAGUCAAAAUCCUGAAUGUGAUAGCUGAUCCCAUGAACACAUUUUCUAUGUUCUCUCUCCAUAAGAUAAUCUGUUUGACACUUGAACCUUUCUAGUGUUGUGUAACCUAGAACAUUUUCACCUGACCAGAACUGAGGAUAAUCCAAGCGUCAGUAAAAGUGACAUGAUAUUAUUUAACAUUUCUUGUGUAUAUAUAUGAAUAUAUAUAUAUAUAUAUAUAAAAUAGUGAAAUAGAUUUUAAAAUAUUCAAAUAAUCAUGCAAAAACAUUCUUUGCUUCUAAAGUUUCUGAUGAUUUCAUGCAUGUAUAUAAUGUAUUCUGAUUAUAUUGACCCAAUUACCUUGUCUUUCCAACUAGCCCAUCCCCCCCCCUUCUCUCUGUGUCUAUGUCCAUGUAUAUGAGUGUGUGUGUGUGUGUGUAUUGUGUGUGUGUAUGUUUGUAUGUGUUGUGUUCAUAUAUCAUACAUGGUGGCACAGGUACAAUGUGUUCCUGAUUAAAACAACUUUUCCAUAAUUCAUAUGUGAUUCCCUACAGCAUUAAUGACACAGUUUUCCAUUGAUUCUUUUCUGAAAUCACAUAAAAUAUUCCUAUCAAAACACAGAAAUCUUUUUAUUUCUUAAAUCUUUAUUCUGUCAUCUUACAAAGUAUAUAUGCAGAUUUAAUGGAUAAAUAAUAUUAAUUUUAAGUUUAAAAGUUCACUUGUUUUCUGCUCAGUUUUGACACCAAUUUUAUUUAUAAUUACAAAGGAAUAAAUAUAAAAUAAUAUGGGAAAAAGUAUUUUUCAACAGUUUGUAUAAGCGAGGAAGAAAUGGGAGAUUAAUUUAAGAAAAUUAGUCUUCAUUUUAUGUUAUAUCCAUUGGAUUUUUUCACCAUCAAUAUUGAGCAUGUAUAGUGAAACAAAUGCAGUAUUCAUUCAUGUAUAAUCUUUCCUUGUUGAUUAAGAGUCUGUAUUGUGAAUUCCAAACUAACAAAAAAAUGAUACUACCAGCUCCUGUAUGUCCUAUGACAUUAUACAAACAAUGAAUGGAUGGGCUACAAUAUCAAAAGGGGCAUCAUAACCCCAAUGAAGCUAUUAUGGAUGCAUGUCUUGCUAUAUACUUGACUAGAAUUAAAAAAGAAAAAUAAGGCAUAGAUUGUUCAUUGACGCUGUUGAAUGCAUGUUUUUUGAGCUAGAUUUCAUUUGUGCUCAACUGCAUUCCAGGAUUUUGAGAGACUGCUUUUCUCUCUUAUGCAUAAGAACUCUCUCUGACACAUUCCUUUUUCCAUUAUCCUCCUAUGGUCCUAAGAAUUCCACUUUAAAAUUUGUGUGUGCAGUAUUAUUCUGUGAGACUGCAACAUUUCCCUUGAUUUUUAAGAGAUCACAAAUAGAAUUGAGUUUCUAUGUUUAGUCCAUCAACUUCCACCGGACUCUGCUUUUAUCUUUCUCAAAUUGCCACCAAAUCAGUCAUUCUGACUCCUUUCCUUCCUGAAGACUUUAUUCCCAGUAUGAGAAAGGUAUCCUAAAACGAUAAAAAACAUUGUACCAGGUCUCUUUUGAGAAUAGUCUAGAAAUAAAAAACAAAAACAAAAACAAAACAAAACAAAAAACUUAUAGAACUUUAUUCAGUGUAAACAACAUAAAACAUCAGCAGCAAGUUUUACAUUAUUAAAUACUGUCCUUCAUUUUCUAUCCAAUAAAACACAGGUUUUAGCCAUAAUGUGAUUAUAAAUGCUCAAUAGGGGAUCACAUAUUCAAAAUUUGUGAACAUAGUUUCUUUCUGUGUCGUAUAGUAAUAGAUAAGAUAUGGAUUUCAAUAUGUGUUAAUGAUGCUUGUAAGUGUUGUUUUAAUAUUAUUGGAAUUUUGGCUUUUUAUAAUUUCGUAUAAGUUCAAUGCCAUGUUCAUCACACAUAUUAUGAAGUAUAUAUUAUACUCUGGAACUUAAUUAAUACAUACUAAUAUACCUAUAUAUACACAUAAGAGAAUAAAUUCAAUCGCCUUCAAAUAACAUAUUUGCAUGUUACACCAUACAAACAUAUUUAAGAUUUUAUUAUAAUAUAUUCACCUGAUUGGAAAGUAUAAGCAGAAUUGCAAAUGCAGAGCAGAGGCCUUGUUCUUACCUGGGGCAUUACUGAUGUACGUAAUCAUGAUCAGUUCUCUUUUCUUCUACUCUCUCGCUCUCUGCCUGUCUCUCUCUCUGUCUGUCUCCCUCUGUCUCUGUCUCUCUGUCUCUGUCUGUCUCUGUCUCUGUCUCUGUCUCUCUCUCUCUCUCUGUAUCACUCUCUCUCUCUUGUCCUUCUCUAUCUCUCUUCCCCUGCAUUCUACUCCGGGUGCUUCUGAAUCCAGUACUGGUGACAGAUGCUAUCUUUGUCAAUCACAAGUAGACCAUUAUUUGUAAAGUUUAUACAGUUCUCCUGAAAUACAUGGAAACUGUAGAAAACUUUAAAUAUAGCAGAGUUGAAGCAACAAUACAUUUUAUGAUCUAGAUACAACUAUUGCUAUCAUUAUAUUCAAUUAUAUUCACAUAUACACAUAGAGAGAGACACACACACACAUACACUAGAAUCAUAAAUUAAACGUUAUUCAGAUAUGUUUCGCUACAUUUGGAAUUCCAAAGUGAUUUUUUAACUAUGUGAUAUUAUAUAAUUGGAAAUAUCUGAUAGUAUAUAAUGAAAUAAGAAAUCACUCAUAUUUUGGGUUAUUGAUCGGUUACCUAUUUAUCUUUGCUUUCAAAAAUUGUUUCACAUUCAGAUCUGUGUGUGUGUGUGUGUGUGUGUGUGUGUGUGUGUGUGUGUGUGUGUGUGUGUAAACAUAUGUGCAUGAUAUAUCACAGUGCACAAGUGGAAUGGAGAAGAUAGCUUAGGAGAGGUGGUUGUUUCUUUGUACUCUAUAAUUUUUGAGAUAGAAGUCAGGUGUUCAGACUUGGGAGCAAACACAAGAUCACUGAACUCUCUCCUGGGUUAACAAAUGAUUGAUGGAUUAAUUGGUGAGGUUUUAUUGUGUGGCUCAAGCUGCCAUAAAGCUCCUGAACCUCUUUCUUCUGCUUCAGUAGUUCUAGGAUUACAGGCAUGAAUCACCAAGGCUAGCCAUGUUUAUGUUAGAUUGCGUUAGAAAAAGAAAGAGACAGUUAUUUUAAACACCUCUCUUUACAGCAAUGCUCCUUUCUUGUCAUCAUUUACUCUAAAAUUGUGUGGGUCAAUUUUCUUCUCCUUUAGCAGUUAUUAUACUGAGUGUCUCACAUCAAGAAAACCUCAGUGAACUGUCUUUUACCUUUGAAUUUGUCCUUUUAUAUGUUAUACAGUUCAUGCACUUUAUACUUGAUGAUUAGUGGGCUAGUUUCAGAUUCUUAUGAAAAACUUAAAAUAUGUCUGUACUUUAUAUAAUGAAGUUUAAAAAUAUACUGCAUGGCAAAAUUAUUAACUAAAUAAUUAAUAUUUACCAAAAUUGCCACUAUUUUAUUUAGUCUGCUAUUCUAUGGCCAAAUAUUUUUAGACAUUCAAAUUGUACAUUUUUGCCAACAUUGAUAUACUUCAGUAUGUAUGACAAACAUGUGGCAUGAUUCUUUGCAAUCCAAAAUGCAUUUUAAAUUCCUGACUAAAUCAGUAAUGUAUUCAGAUUGUCUUUUAAAAUAUCACUGCAUAUGCAUAUCAUUUUUAGUGACCUAUUAAAUUAUUUCUGUCUUAUUUUGAGUCUUUAAAAUUAUUUUAAAUUUGAAAAUUCUCAUUACUAGCUUCUCCAUAUGGUUUUUAGUACUAUGACAUAUUGAAGGAGUGGUUCUAGUAGCUCAGAUGCAAUCAUAGCACUAGAGACAGGAAGAUUCUUGAGGAUAGCUGCUCUCUAGCCUUGCCAGUUUCAACGAUAUACCUGUCUGAAGGGAAUAGUAGAGAUAAAGCAGGUUAUUGGUAGUCCUACUGUGGCAUCUAUAGAAGCACAUAGAAGUUCACCCAUACACUCCACACAUACACUGUAUACUCUCUUACCCUAACACUACAAAAUAUUUCUAAAGAGUAACCUGGACAUUAACUAAGCCACAAAACCCUCCUUCUACAGUUGGUCCUGCCUGCAAAAUGUGCUGGAGCAAAUUGACACGGAACUGGUUGGGCUGGCCAACCAAUGCUUUGUUAAAGUUGAGGCCCCUCCAGCUAAAGAGAGCUCAUUCGCUAUUCUGCCAGGAUUGCCAGAAAACAUACUAGACAGACCAGACAUCUGAUCCAGAAACGUAAUUGGCAAAACAAAAAACAAAAUAUAAAAGAAAACAAAAAGAACCACAAAACAAAACCACCCAAAACUAAAACAAAACAAAAAGCAAAACAAACAGAACAACAACAGUGAAAUAAUUUUUAAUGAUAUUCUGCUGUACUCAUAGAUCUGCUGUCAUCAGAGAGACUGCCUCCUCCAGUAGAUGGGAGUGGGUACAGAGACCCACAACCAGACAUUAUAGUAUAGAGAGGGUCUGAAUUGGAGGUUUCCAUAAAGCUCUUCCUCUUGGAGACCAGGGAAUGGAUCAGAGAACACAACAGAAGAGAGGGAGGAAGAGUUUAGGAGUCCAAGGAGAUGGUGGACAGCAAGAGAACAUGGUUCACUCAACCACCUAAGCAGACAGAGCUCACAUGGGUUCACGGAGACUGCACUAGUCAAAAAGGGACUAUUCCAGGUCCUCUGUGUAUAUGCUAUGACUGUUAACAUGGUGUUUUUGUGGGACUCUUAACAACUACUCUCUUGGUAGUGCCCCCUCACCCCCACCCCCGGUUAGGUUGUCUUGUCCAGCCUCAAUAGGAGGGCCUCUGUCUUAUAGUAUCUUUUGUAUUGUUGGGUUGCCUCUUGGAGGCCUGGUCUUUUCUGAAGGGGAAUCAAAGUUGAAGGUGGAUCUGGGAGAGAGGGGAGACUAGGAAGGAGGAUUGGAGGGAGGCAAGGCUAUGUUUGGUUUGUAUAGUGAGGGAAGAAGCUAUUUUCAAUUAAAAAAAAUUAAAAAAUCAUUCUUUCCUAAAUGUUGAAUUGCAUUCCAAGAUAACAAAAGAAGUUAUUUACUUUGUGUCUUUCUUUGUUUUCUUCACCUCUCUCUCUCUCUGUCUCUCUCUCUGUCUCUCUGUCUCUGUCUCUCUCUCUGUCUCUCUCUCUGUCUCUGUCUCUCUCUCUCUGUCUCUCUCUGUGUAUCUUUCUGUCUCUCUCUCCUAUUAUGAAUUUGCAUGGGACUUUCAUUUAGAUCUCUUAAUUGAGAUAAAUGUUAUAAUUUUAGACAAAUAGCUAUUACAAGAUAAAUUGAUGCAUCAGUUCAGGCAUGGUGCCGAAUGCCUUUAACUCCAAAACUGUAGAAGUAAGGACAGGUAGAAUAUUAUGAGUUAGGGAUGAUCCUGGACAACAUAAUGAGUUCCUGGACAGCCAAGGCUACAUAGAGAGACCCUUUCUCAUAGAAGUAAAUAAAAUAAAAUAUAAGGAGUAGGUACAUAUUCCAACUUUAUUAAGUUCAAAACUGUUUUUAAAUAGAUAUGAUAAUCUCAUCACCAGCAGCAGGGUAGAAGAUGUAUAAUGCUGUUUAGCUGUAUGUAAACUCAAGAGAGUUGAUUUAUUAAUUGUUUCCAUUCUAUUUGCAGUAGUACCUUGUUAUACUUUAAUCUGUAAUAAUACUGAAAGAUGCAAUACUGAUUAUUGUUUCCCAUUAAUUAAUUUAUUCAUUUUACAUUCUAAUCACUGAAUUUCCUCUUCCUGGUCCCUCAUCUUCCAUUCCCUCUUCUCCUCUGAGAAUAAGGAGACCUACUCAGGGUAUUAUGUCUCCACAUGGCUAGGCACAUCCUUUCUCACUGAGGACAGGCAAGGCAACCCAGUUACUGACUGGGAUGAGAUCCACAAACAGGCAAUAGGUUUAGGGACAGGCCCUGAUCAUGGUUAUUUUGUAACAUUUCUGUCAUAGGUACUUCUAUGGAAUUUUGUUCAAAUGCUUCUUAUACUGAAAUUUAUAGACAUAUUUUUAUUGUAAUUCCAAAAUACUAUAAUAUUCUUCAUAAUUUCCUUUUUUCAUAGAUAUAAUCUAUAAUCAUUUGUUUUCACUCUGUGGCUAGUCUUUCCAUUUUCUUAUUAGUAUUUCUUGUAGACUAUAAUAAUUAUCAAAAUUAUUGAGGUCACACUUUUGGCAUCUAUGAAUAUCACCAUUGUGGGACAAGAGAAGAUUUUGUUUGAAUCACUGAGAUAGGAACAAAUAAAUUCUCUACAGUAGAUAGUAGAGAAAGGCAGAAAGAAAUUUCACACAACUAGAAUAGGUAAUUUGCAGAUAGAUCCAGGAGAGAUCUAAUGAUCCUAUGUUGCUGGCCUUAAAGACACUCAUGAGCCAAAGAAAAAAAUCAACUGAAAGUGGUUUGGGAACUGGAAGAUUAAAGGAAGAUUAGAGAGACCCAUGGUACUGGUGUAGUCCUGCUCUAUCUUUUUUUUUUUUUUUUAAUCCAGUGAAUUCCAUGUUGAAAUUCUGACCUACAAAUGUGGCAAAUUAUAUACUGUGUGAUUCUUUUGCAAAAUUCUAUAAUAUUCUUUAUUCAAUUUAAAUGCAUCAGUGAGUAUUUUUCACUAUGUCACAACACAUAGUGAAAAACACUACAGUAUUUACAGUACUUACAUUGUAUUUUUCACUAUGUCACAGUACAUUUAAUUUGCUAAGCCAUGAUAAGUAACCCCAAAAUAUCCCUAAGCCACCAGGUGGAACCCAAACAGCUCAAUGGUUGACAAACAUGGGUUGUUGUUUUAUUUUAUAUAUGUCCAAAUAAAUACUUUUAAAGAACAUUGAGGUCGCACUUGGCUAUUGUCAAAGCAAAUUAAAUUGUAAGCUAACUUACACAACAGGAUGCACACAAUUUUGUUUCCACUUUUGCCAGUGGAGACAUUGAUGUCUAGGAAAAGAGUAGACAGGCUUCAGGAUUUGACAGUUCUUACCACUCUGCUACUCUGCAAUAAUCUUCUAAGGUCCUAGCUUUUUGGUUUGUUUCUUUGUUUGUUUUUCUAAUUAUAUAUAGAGAAAGUGAUGCUUUCUUUACUAUUACAACACAAGAGGUUAUGGACUUGCAGAAAACUCCAGGAAAAAUUCAUUCUGUCUAAACUCUGAAGCCAUGUUGUUCUAUGAGUAACGUCAGAUAUGUUCAUAGCUACCAGUACUAAUAGGAGUAUAUCCUCUUCUCAUAUUUAGACAAAGCUUAACUCAAUAUAAAUGUACUUAAUAUAUUUUCAAUUAUUUUUAAUGUUUAAUGUAGGCUUUUCUUUCUAUUGGAUAUUUUAUUUAUUUACAUUUCAAAUGUUAUCCUCCUUACCUGGUUUCCUCUCUGGAAACCUUCUAUCACAUACUCCCUCCCCCUGCCUCUAUUAGGAUGCUCACCCACCCACCCACCCACUCCUGCCUCCUUGUCCUGGCAUUCCUCUACACUAGGACAUUGAGCCUUCACAGGACUAAGGGCCUCAUUGAUGCCAGAUGAGUCCAUCUUCUGCUACAUAUUUGGCUGGAGCCUUCUUUGCAUUGUUGUUUGCCCUAACCAGUGAUUUGUUUAUUCUUAGCCAUGAUCCUCUGCUUGAAUUGCUCUUAUGGUCCUUGAUCUGCAAUAGAAAAACUUGACAGGCAAAGACUCUCUUCAUUUAUGUCCGAAUUUCUAUGAAUUAUAGUUUUUCCUUUGCUAGAAAUCCAAAAACAAUAAUUUUGUUGCAAACAACAAACUGAUCCAAAAUUCUUAUGAAGAAAAUGCUGUUUCAUUUAAUCCAACCGCUAAUAUUUCUCUCUCAGUCAUGACUUUGCAUGAGUUUAUAGGUCAUUCCUCUCAGCAUUUCCUGACUGUUUUCACAAUGCAAUUAUGCUGGAACAUACAGGAUACUUAAAAUUAUACAGGAGAAUUGAGAAACAAACACAUUUGGCUUGGAUCAGUUCUGUUCCUUUCUAGAAUAAGAGCUGGAAUCCUAAUACACACCAGAAUGAAUUAUUGCUUCUUGAAACACUGGAUAUUGAUGAUUCCUCUUCUAUGGCCUUGCCUUAAAGUUUCAGAGACCUUGAAAGCUGAGAAGGCUCGGAGAACAGUACCUUCCACUUGGAGAGCUAAGCGUGCCUGGGUGUGGAGACCAUUUGUUGUUCUAGAAGAAAUGGAUGAUAUACAAUGUGUUGGAAAGCUAAGAUCUGACUUAGACAAUGGAAACAACUCUUUCCAGUACAAGCUACUGGGGAUUGGCGCUGGAAGCUUUAGCAUUAAUGAAAGAACAGGUGAAAUAUGUGCCAUACAGAAGCUUGAUAGAGAGGAAAAAUCCCUCUACAUUCUGAGAGCCCAGGUAAUAGACACCACUAUUGGGAAGGCUGUGGAAACUGAAUCCGAGUUUGUCAUCAGAGUUUUGGAUAUCAAUGACAAUGAACCCAGAUUCCUAGAUGAACCAUAUGAGGCCAUUGUACCUGAGAUGUCUCCAGAAGGAACAUUUGUCAUCAAGGUGACAGCCAAUGACGCAGAUGAUCCUUCAACUGGCUAUCAUGCUCGCAUCCUAUACAACUUAGAACGAGGUCAACCAUACUUUUCUGUUGAGCCAACAACAGGAGUCAUAAGGAUAUCUUCUAAGAUGGAUAGAGAGUUGCAAGAUACAUACUGUGUAAUUAUUCAAGCCAAGGACAUGCUCGGUCAGCCUGGAGCCUUGUCUGGAACAACAACCGUAUCAAUUAAGCUGUCAGAUAUUAAUGACAACAAGCCAAUAUUCAAAGAAAGUUUCUACCGCUUCACUAUAUCUGAAUCUGCACCCAUUGGAACAUCAAUAGGGAAAAUUAUGGCAUAUGAUGAUGACAUAGGGGAGAAUGCAGAGAUGGAGUACAGCAUUGAAGAUGAUGAUUCAAAAAUAUUUGACAUAAUCAUUGACAAUGACACCCAAGAAGGGAUAGUUAUACUUAAAAAGAAAGUUGAUUUUGAGCAGCAGAGCUAUUAUGGCAUUAGAGCUAAGGUUAAAAACUGCCAUGUGGAUGAAGAGCUUGCACCUGCCCAUGUUAACGCUUCCACAACCUACAUUAAAGUUCAAGUAGAAGAUGAAGAUGAACCUCCUGUUUUCCUCUUACCAUAUUACAUACUUGAAAUUCCUGAAGGAAAACCAUAUGGAACAAUUGUGGGGACGGUUUCUGCCACAGACCCAGAUCGAAGACAAUCUCCUAUGAGAUAUUAUCUCACUGGAAGCAAAAUGUUUGAUAUCAAUGACAAUGGAACAAUAAUCACCACUAACAUGCUUGACAGAGAGGUCAGUGCUUGGUACAACUUGACUGUCACAGCUACUGAAACAUACAAUGUACAACAGAUCUCUUCAGCCCAUGUUUAUGUACAAGUCUUUAACAUUAACGACAAUGCUCCAGAGUUCUCUCAAUUCUAUGAGACUUAUGUUUGUGAAAAUGCUGAAUCUGGUGAGAUAGUUCAGAUCAUCAGUGCAAUUGAUAGAGAUGAGUCCAUAGAAGAUCACCAUUUUUACUUUAAUCACUCUCUGGAAGACACAAACAACUCAAGUUUUAUGCUAACAGACAAUCAAGAUAACACAGCUGUAAUUCUGAGUAAUAGAACUGGUUUCAAUCUUAAAGAAGAGCCUGUCUUCUACAUGAUCAUCUUGAUUGCUGAUAACGGGAUCCCAUCUCUCACAAGCACAAACACUCUCACUAUCCAAGUCUGUGACUGUGGAGACAGUAGAAACACAGAAACUUGUGCUAACAAGGGACUUCUCUUUAUCAUGGGAUUCAGAACAGAGGCAAUAAUUGCCAUCAUGAUAUGUGUUAUGGUAAUAUUUGGGUUUUUCUUUUUGAUUCUUGCUCUGAAACAGCGAAGAAAGGAGACUCUAUUUCCAGAGAAGACUGAAGACUUUAGGGAGAAUAUAUUUUGCUAUGAUGAUGAAGGCGGCGGGGAAGAAGACUCGGAAGCCUUUGACAUCGUAGAGCUGAGACAAAGUACAGUAAUGAGAGAAAGAAAGCCUCAGAGAAGCAAGAGUGCGGAGAUCAGGAGCUUGUACAGGCAGUCCCUGCAGGUGGGCCCAGACAGUGCCAUAUUUCGAAAAUUUAUCCUAGAGAAGCUUGAAGAAGCCAACACAGACCCAUGUGCUCCCCCCUUUGAUUCACUACAGACGUUUGCCUAUGAGGGAACAGGGUCAUCAGCUGGCUCUCUGAGCUCCUUGGCAUCCAGAGACACUGAUCAGGAGGAUGACUUCGACUACCUUAAUGACCUGGGACCUCGUUUUAAAAGAUUAGCAAGCAUGUUUGGCUCUGCAGUACAACCCAACAAUUAAGGCUUUCUUAAUAUCAGCAUGCAAUAAAUAUUAAGGUAUAUUUAUAUAAAAUGACAGGUUUUGGGGAGAAUUUCCUCCUCUGGAUUUCUGCUGGCAGGAGACCUGAUUUGUAAAAUUAUGAUCUCUUCAAGUACACAGUGAUAGUGAUUUGUUAUUCAACACAGAGGUUGGGAGGGAGGCAGCCAAUCAGAGUUGAUAUGUCACUGCAAAGAAUGAGUACUACAACAUUGAAAUGGUCAUUGAGAAAUUUUCCGUGUAAUCCAAUGUAGAUUUUCAACAAUUCUGAAGGACAAAAUGAGAAAUUUGCCAAAGAAAGCUAUCCACGUACAAAGUAAGUAGGAAGCCUCUAUGUGUACUAUGCUCUUGAUACUGUGCAGAGAUCAAUUUUUAACAACAAGGAGAAUUCUGGGUGGUUUCAUAAAGGAACACAAAUAUUUUUAUAUGAAUAACCAGUUUUCUGAUUGAUAUAGUAUGCAUUAUUAGAAACGGUUAAAAUGUUUUCAGAGAUUACUCUUUAAUACUCCAAAUUUGGCUCUAUUUAAUAUAUAAAUUAAUCAGAGUUACAUAACAACCUGUGUUGUUUGAUUAUUCUGAGUUUGCACAAAGAAAGAAAUCAAGUGAUAUGCCUAGGGGCUUUCAUAGAUUUAUAUUUUUAGCAACUCCAAAUGCCUUUCCUUUUCAUGUGAAAUUAAAAUGACCAAAUACAUGUCAACAUUUACUUAUGAUUAAAUUAUGAAUAGUGGGACUGAUGGAAAGUACAGAAAAAUUUUAAGGACAUUUUGUUUUCUAAUGAGGUUAAGAUAGCUAAAUAACAUCUCUACUGGAUUCAAAUUUGAAUUAUUAUUUACCUCAAAUAUUAUAAUUACCUGCACUGUCUAUCUCUAUUCUCAGAAAUAAAAGCAUGGUGCCACUCUCUUCGUUACUUUUCUGUUAGGAGCUUAGGAUGUGGCUUAUUACCCAGUGUCAUUUUAAAAAUAUUGAAAUAGAAAUAAGACACAAUGGAAACAUCUCAUUAUAGCAUUAUGGAAGAACUAAGCUGUCAGUCAUAAAACUUCAGGGUAAAUUAGGCUACAUGGUAAUUGGUAAUAAAACACAGUAUUUUAAACUGACUUUAAAAGAAUGUUUCUUUUUAUAUCCAAGUCAAGAUGGAGUUCAAAUUUGAUAUUUCAUUUGUAAAUAAUGUAUUGAGUACAAUGGUUUUAAAAUGUAUAAUGUGUCCUUUUCUUACUGUAUGGCCUUGAACUAAACUAUGUAUAUGUAUAUGAAAUAUUUCACAUAAUUUUAUAUGUAAUUGAGCAGUUGAAUAGCUAUAUUUUUCUGUGUAAUCUGAAACAUAUACACCCAUUUAACAUAAUAAAGGGAAAGAAUAUCAUUUUGGAAUGGGAAUCACUUUGUUUAUACCACAGAUAUUACUUAUAAGACUAUGAAACAGUCACAUUUGAAGUAUACCAUUUAAGAGAGUAAAUUAGAUGAGACAUUGUGUGUUAUUGUAGAUCAUUACACAUCAAUAGUGUUAUGCUAAGGGCAGAAAUAAAGUACAAAACAGAAAUGUUACAAAGAAAAACCUAAAACCUAUAAUUCACCUGGAGAUGCAUUCAUUAGAAAUUUAUUAUUCCUAUCACAAUGUCCUGCUGUUCAAUAAUAUUUCAGAUAUUAUAAUGAAUAAAAUCACUCUAUGAACGGUUAUUUUGAAAAAUUUAAAAGAAGUUUUAUGGAACCUUUGCUGUAAGCCUGGAAAGUCUGAUGAACAAAGAUGAUUAAAUACAAAAUAAAUGGAGUUAAGAAAAAAUUAGGUCUUGGGAUCAUCGCAGGAAUUUAAAGCAUACCUUCCCUGCCAGCAUCUGUAUGAACAGCUUAUACAUGAUAUAAAAUGUAGAAUGUCUAUAUCUUAUGACCAGUUACUGUUUGCAGCUUAGUGAGAAACACACUGCAAUUUGUAUAGUGAUAAGAUUGUCCAAUAAAGAUACAUUCAAAAAAUGGAAUAAUCAUAUUGAUAAUUAUAGUAAAAUAUGUAAAAUUUUCAUCAUCCUACAGAGUGAUAUCUAAUAUUGUAUACCUUUAAUAACUAAUAAUUCAUAAAAUCUUAGAAACAAUAAUAAACAGUAUUAGUAGUUGUAUAUUUUCUCAUUAAUCACAAGUGCUGCAAAAAUUCAUGUUUACUAUGUUGAAUACAUUCCCUGAUUUUUGAAUAGUUUAAUAACACCUAAAUUAAUGUGGUUAUACAUAUGUUCCAAUUUUAUAUUAAUAAGCUCUUCAUCCAACUCUCAAUCUUAUAUAGAAGUUUCUAAUAGCAAUUCUUUAAAAUAAGCAAUACUUAAAGUUAAUAAUAGAAAUCAAAUUAUAUAAGCAGCACUAAGUUUCUCAGAAUAAUUUUCUGCCACUUGAUAUGAGUGUGAGAUAAUUUACUUUAAUUUACAUAACUGUGAACUUGAGGACCCAUCUAAUCUUUAUGAACCUCAAUUUAUAAUCUAUAGAAAAAGCUGAAUUUCCUUAUUCGCUUCAUUAUAAUGGAGAAUAGACAAUAAGGUGAAAAAUAAAAACACUAUGUAGAUAGUGACCAAACCUAAUGACUCAGUCAAUGACAUAGCAUCAUGCUAGCAUCUAAUUUAUGGUAUUGUGAUACUAAUCCUUCUUUUUCUUACAAGGAGUGUUCCCAAAGCUUCUUAACACCUAUGACAAUAAGCAACUAUGUUCUGAGCCAUUCAGCAUUUAUCACUCUGUCUUUACUUACACAUGGUAUUCUUUCUUUCUCUCACUGUUGAGUCUCAUAAUGUCAUAUCAAUACCUUCUUCAAAUCUUUCCUCUUAUUCUUAUCUCCUCAUAGUUUGUAUCUCAUCAGUGAUGAUUUACUUAGCAAGACACGCUGACUACUAAUUUACUUUUAGUAGUACUUACUUUGCCUAUGCUUAAGAAUGCACACCACUUAGCUUCAUAAUAAUAAAUAAUAGUAUAAAAGUAUGUAGUUUCUUUUUCCUUCCAUUAUUAAAACUUAAGCCAUUCGUGGGACAGAUAUUAUGAAUUUCCUUCUUUUAUAUUUAUCUGAAAUAUUUGCCAGCUCGUAGAAAAUAAGCAACAGAUAUUCUCAUUAGGAUUUAACAAUGAAUUCUUUUUUUUUCCUUUUCUUUUUUUUUCCAUUUUUUAUUAGGUAUUUAGCUCAUUUACAUUUCCAAUGCUAUACCAAAAGUCCCCCAUACCCACCCACCCCCACUCCCCUACCCACCCACUCCCCCUUUUUGGCCCUGGCGUUCCCCUGUACUGGGGCAUAUAAAGUUUGCGUGUCCAAUGGGCCUCUCUUUCCAGUGAUGGCCGACUAGGCCACUUAUCUAUUUUAUUUAGCCACAUGGGGAAUUUCUAUGAAUUAUUUUCAUUCAUAUUAGAAUAUAAUAUAGAAGUAAUGUUAUUUAGAGGUCAGUUUAGGUUACUUCUUUGAAAUGGAAAGUAUUUUUAAAAUAUGUGACAAAGACAUUUUAGUUUGGAUUUAUUGAUAAUAAACUAGGCCAGUGCAUAUUGAUAAAUUAUACUAUUGGGAUAUAAUAAUUCUGAUUGUUACUAUAGUCAGUUUUGGGGACAACAAAGGAAGGAAAAUAAAAGACUUUAAUUUUAUGCUUCCAACCUCAUUUUAUUCUUCAGAGGACAACAAGCAGUUACUAGACAGGUACAAUUUACUCAUUUUACCCACCAGAAAAUAUGUCUUCUACUACAUAAAAGAUCCUAUUGUAUACUACAGAACACAGUUCACUCAUCACAUGCAUACUGAGGCACUCAGUGCUCCUCAGUUUGUGUCAUUUAGCUUGAGUUUGGCAUUCCAUACACCAAAGUAAAGACUAAUUACAUAGAUGGAAACAAGGUAUACACCGCAUUUUGUAUAUUCUACUGUCACUGUCAAUUAUUGAUAAAAUAAUUUGCUGGAAAAGACGAGACUGGCUGGUCAAGAAUAGGAAAUAAAUUGGGACUUUUUGAAAUUUUAGCCAUAAUUCACUUAGGGAAUUCUAAGGUUAACAGCUGAUCAAUCAUGCCAUGGUGGGAGAAGGAAGGGCAUUAAAUAACUUAUUGUUCGCUCUUAAACAGGCAAAGUAACAAGUUUUCAAUUUGUCAAGCAUUUCAUCUUUAGAAGUAUUACAAAGUUGUAGAGGUUGAGAAAAAAGCUUAUGUCAGUCAUGCAAAGACUGUUUCACGUGGGUAAAGGAACAACAGAUACCAUUUUCUCGAGACGAGUUUCUGAAAAUAUACUGCACAAUGGAUCCUAGGAGAGCCCAAUCAAAGGCCUACUCUCUUCUCAAGAGACCAAGGUAGUGCGAUUAUACAGUUCCUGCAUCCUUUCUAUGACCUUAACUGUACUACUCCCACCUCAUCCUGAAUUUCUGAGUACCACAAUCAGUUACUAGAUAGGUACAAAAUAUAUAUUUUAUCCUCAAGAAAAUAGCAAAGUCCUCUUCUACAUAGUAAAUGAGUUCUUGUGUGUAUUUCAAAAUAACCAGAAGUGAUGGGUCUUUCUAAUAAAUAUUUGGUCCCUGUGUGCAACAGAGUAAUCAAUGCAAAGAUGUCUAUAACUUAAAAAAAAAAGCUAUUGUAUUGAUUAUUCAUUUUUAUAUCAAAAUUAGUAAAAUGGCUUUAUAUAACUAAUCUAAAUCAACUUACAUAUAAUAGAAUUCUAAAAACAAUUAAAAUUCCAUUUUCUAAUUUAAAACAUAAGCAAAACAUCCAAAUAAAUUAUGAUUUUAAUGUUCAUAAAAUACCCUAGAUCAAAUUAAAUCAGUUUAGUUUAUGUUAUUCUAUACAUUUCCUUACUCAUAUUAGUAUUUAAAAUAUGACCUUUAUUAGUAACUUCCACUGUAUAAAAUUACAUAUUUCUACUACAAUGUUAAUUCCAAUGUUUCAUGACUAGAAAAAAUUUAAAAACUCAAUAAAAUGUUAAUACCAUAACAGAACAUGGACAUGAUUUCAUUAGCUCUAAAAACUAAUUUCAAACAUUUCCACAUUUUACCUUAUUUGUAUUCUAGAUUAGUGGUCUAUAAUGUUUACUUUUAAUUAUUUUCUACCUCCUAACAUUUUUUUUGCUGUCUAACCUUGGGCAAUUUAUUUAAAACCCUCUCCCUUGACACCCAGAUCUAUGCAAUAGGGAUAUUAAGAAUGCAUGAAACUUUUGUAAAAUCUAACUGAAUUUCUAACACAAGGGAAGUUAUACAUUAUAUUAUACUAGACCUAAUGAAUGUAUAUAUAACAUUCCUAAUUUACAACAGAUAUUGCAGGUAUUUACCUACUGUUAUUACUAAAUAAUGACAAGUAUUAUAAUAAUAAUGUUACCUUCAGACCGUUCAUAGACCUAACUCCUUAUUCAACUACUAGAAUUAAAAUGGAUAAGAAGAAAUAAAAUGAAUUAAUUUGGGGAAAUAAUUAGCUUACUUUUCCUUCCUGCUCCCUCCCACUUGAUCCCUCGGGGAACUUUUCUGUUAUUACCAAAGGAAAAAUUAAUUGCUUAUGUCAUACAUUAUGCAUUGAAUUUUCUUGUAGAAAAUAUUUUUUUCUCUGCCAUUUAUUUGGGAAAAAGUAAAAAGUUGAAUGUCAACUAACUUUCUAGCAACUUAUUCUGGUAUAUGUAUUUGGCAAAUAAAACUUUUAAAGUAGA
Mus musculus (house mouse) is the source of this 19012-nucleotide messenger RNA. RefSeq names its product cadherin 19, type 2 (gene Cdh19). Gene Ontology annotation, molecular function: calcium ion binding. The transcript is spliced from 13 exons. Gene Ontology annotation, biological process: cell adhesion; cell-cell adhesion; homophilic cell-cell adhesion. NCBI's taxonomy places the organism in Eukaryota, Metazoa, Chordata, Mammalia, Rodentia, Muridae. Bases 11074 to 13386 code for a protein of 770 amino acids. The record is from RefSeq and is a predicted model, not a curated record. Gene Ontology annotation, cellular component: plasma membrane; membrane.